UUAUUUCGUAAAUCUCGUUAACUGCCGUUAAUUACGAGAUUUCACAAAAAACGAAAAUGGACAAACAACUAACCAUGGCAGGGACCGGCGAAGAACAAUCUAAGAAAAUGGAGGUGGACUACAGUGCCACAGUUGAUGAAAAGAUCCCAAAGUGUGAAAAGUUGGCCAAGCAAGGAAAAUUGAAUGAAGCCUUGGACAUUUUGCUUUCCUUAGAAAAACAGACACGAACUGCAUCAGACACUCACUCUACCAGUAGAAUUUUGACAACAAUGGUGCGACUUUGUUUUGAAACCAAAAACUGGGAUGCUCUGAGUGAAAACAUUAUAAUCAUCACAAAGAAAAGAGGACAGAUCAAACAGUCUGUAACCAAGAUGAUACAAGAAGCCUGUACCUAUGUAGAAAAAACUCCAAACUUGGAUGCCAAACUCAAGCUGAUUGAUACACUCAGAACUGUCACAGAAGGAAAGAUCUAUGUAGAAAUUGAGAGAGCAAGACUUACAAGAACAUUAGCAAAGAUUAAAGAAGAUGGAGGCAAAGUGACAGAGGCAGCCAAUAUACUACAGGAACUUCAGGUUGAAACAUUUGGGUCCAUGGAGAAGAAAGAAAAAGUGGAGUUUAUUUUGGAACAGAUGAGAUUAUGUCUAGCCAAGAAAGAUUAUAUAAGAACACAAAUCAUAAGUAAAAAGAUCAGCACCAAAUAUUUUGAAGAUGCUGGUACAACAGAACUUAAAUUAAAGUAUUAUCAACUGAUGAUUGAAUUAGAUGAACAUGAGGGAUCCUAUUUGAAGAUCUGUAAACAUUAUAAUGCUGUCUAUCAGACUCCAGAGAUCAAAGAUGAUAAAGAUAAAAUGAAAGAGGCAUCAAGAUAUGUAGUGUUGUAUGCAAUAUUAGCUCCAUUUGAUAAUGAACAGUCUGAUCUGAUACACAGAGUGAAAGAUGACAAGAACUUAGAAGAUAUACCAAGAUAUAAAGAGUUACUGAAAUGCUUUACAACCACAGAAAUCAUUAACUGGAAACAAUUGUGUGGUACUUAUGAAGCAGAACUCAAGUUUGGCUCAGCUUCCAGUCCUGCAACACAUGUAUUUAAUACAAAACUAGAGGGAGGAGCUAAAAGAUGGACAGACUUUAAAAACAGAGUUGUUGAACAUAACAUAAGAGUUAUGGCAAAGUACUACACCAGAGUCCGAGCAAAGAGGAUGGCAGAAUUAUUAGAUCUAGCUGAAGCAGAGACAGAAGAAUUUCUGUCAAAUCUGGUAGUCAGUAAAACAGUACAAGCCAAGAUUGACCGACUAGAUGGCAUUAUUAACUUCCAACAACAGAAAGAUCCUAAUGAUAUCUUGAAUGACUGGUCUCAUAACAUAAACUCUCUCAUGCAGUUAGUCAAUAAGACUAACCAUUUGAUCACAAAGGAAGAAAUGGUCCAUAAACUUCAUUGAUAAUUCAUUUGUUUGUCUGUAGUAUUUGUCAUUAAAGCAUAACAUAUUUAUAA
Mytilus trossulus (common blue mussel) is the source of this 1489-nucleotide messenger RNA. Its product is annotated as 26S proteasome non-ATPase regulatory subunit 12-like. The transcript is spliced from 11 exons. The record is from RefSeq and is a predicted model, not a curated record. The coding region runs from base 57 to 1436 and encodes 459 amino acids. Gene Ontology annotation, cellular component: proteasome regulatory particle, lid subcomplex; cytoplasm. Lineage: Eukaryota; Metazoa; Mollusca; Bivalvia; Mytilida; Mytilidae.